Molecule: messenger RNA, 723 nt
Organism: Triticum turgidum subsp. durum (durum wheat)
Lineage: Eukaryota; Viridiplantae; Streptophyta; Magnoliopsida; Poales; Poaceae
Source: the annotation of a GenBank genome assembly
AUGACAUUCUAUGGUACACAGGACAAGUGCAAGGCUUGUGACAAGACCGUUCAUUUCAUUGACCUCCUUACUGCGGAUGGCAUUCCCUACCACAAGUAUUGCUUCAAAUGCAGCCAUUGCAAAGGCACUCUUUCGAUGUGCAGCUACUCCUCCAUGGAUGGAGUUCUUUUCUGCAAGACUCAUUUUGAGCAGCUUUUCAAGGAAACAGGCAGCUUCAAGAAAAACUUCCCCACAUGUAAGUUUGUCCUGCAUUGCUCUUCCCACUGUUGUUUUGUUUGCAAUUACAGCAGAAAUCUCAUCACAUUGUACUUGUUCUUUUUUUUUUGUUCAGGCGCAAAGGCAAAUAAUGAGCAGUCUAAGGCCCCAAACAAGUAUGGCUCUGUGUUCUGUGGAACUCAGGACAAGUGUGCUGCCUGCAAGAAGACUGUGUACCCAUUGGAGAAGAUGACCUUGGAGGGCGAGCCCUACCACAAGACCUGCUUCAAGUGCGCUCACGGCGGCUGCAUCCUGACGACCGCCUCCUACGCCUCCCUUAACGGGAUCCUAUACUGCCAGAACCACUUCUGGCAGCUGUUCAAGGAGACGGGCAGCUACAGCAACCUGCUCAAGCCCGCCUCGGCCAAGAACGCCGACGAGCCAGAGGCGGCCAAGGAAGAGGAGCAGGCGCCAGAAGCCGUCGAGGAGCAGGCGCCAGAAGCCGUUGAGGACCAGGAGCACUCAUAA